AUGACAUUUGUUUUGAAUUGUGUUUGGUGGAUGGUUGUAUGAAAAUAUUUGGAAAAUAUAAAAUAGAACAGUUUUAUUUAUAAAAAGUUACAAUGUCUACAACAGAACAAAAUGAGAUCAUCCAAUAUGUUCCAUUUAUGUCCUUCGUGCAUCCAUCAUUUUGGCACACUUUAACUGAAGUUAAAUUGGACGUCGAUAAAUUGAACGAGCCAACAAAACAAAUUUUUGGGCGUUUCACUUACAGGCAAGACAUAGGCCCAGUGUUCGAGGUUGACGGGACGUCUUUCAACAGAACCCCACAACCAGAACAGUACUAUGAAAGUGUGACUGGGACUCUAAUGAAUAAGAAUACAAUUGAAGAGUUCAAGACCAUUGACAAAGCACAACUUCUGAACACAAUAGGACAACAGUUUUGGACAAAUAUAAAGAAGAAAUUAUGGAUCACCAAACCUUGUUCUUUGUUAAACUUUAUUAUCUUGUCAUUUGCUGAUCUCAAGAAAUUUCAUUAUUAUUACUGGUUUGCAUUCCCGGCACCAACUCAGCCAAUAGUUCAUUUGAAGGAAAAAAGUAAAUCCUUAAAUGAACACUUCAACAACAAACAAACUGAUGUUAUAGCUACUGGCUACAAAAAUCUAGAUACUGACCAGAGAGCAUAUUUUAUUGUAACAAAGGAAAAUGACAAAGUUUCAGUACACCCAUUAUCAAAAGUAUUGCAAAUAGACAACAAUAGUUUAAACAUAGACUUGAAGGAUUUAUAUUUGUGUUUCGCCGACUCAAGUAAUACCGGGAACCCUGGUUGGCCUUUGCGGUUAUUUUUAGCAGCAUUACUAGAACAUUACCCAGGAUUGGCUGGUAAAAUUGUACAAGUGUUAGGUUUGAGAUGCAGUGCCAGUGGUGGAGUGGAAAAUAGUUUGAUCUACACUAUUGAAGUACCUGAUAAUGUUCAAGCUGUCGAAAGUGCCGGCUGGGUCGGCUGGGAAAGGAAUGAUAAAGGAAACUUUGGACCCAAACUGGCUAACAUGUCUGCAUCUAUGGACCCCUUGAAAUUAAUAGAUACAUCAUCAGAUCUGAACAUCAAGCUGAUGAAAUGGCGACUGGUGCCUGACAUCGAUGUUGAUGUGAUGAAGACUACAAAGUGCUUACUGCUCGGUGCUGGAACCCUGGGAUGUCACGUUGCAAGAGAUUUACUGGCUUGGGGCUUCCGCCACAUAUCAUUCGUUGACAACGGCAAAGUGUCAUACUCUAAUCCCACACGACAAGUGCUGUACACAUUCCAAGACUGCCUGAACGGAGGCCGUAGGAAAGCAGAGGCUGCCGCUGAUAACCUAAGAAAUAUACUGCCUACCGCUAUAACCAAAGGCCUACCUCUCCACAUUCCGAUGCCGGGGCACCCAGUUGGGGAAUCCCUUAUGGAAGAAACGAUUUCUAACGUGAAGACUCUUGCAGAAGCUAUAGCAGAACAUGAUGUAAUUUUCCUAUUGCUCGACACGAGGGAAGCAAGAUGGCUGCCUACACUCAUCGCUGCCCAUUUUGGAAAGAUAGUCAUAAACGCGGCUCUGGGUUUCGACAGCUACCUCGUGAUGAGGCACGGAAUCGCAGCUCCGCUAGAGGGCGCCACUGUAGAAUCCGCGUACAUACAGGGCAAACAACUAGGCUGCUACUUCUGUAAUGACGUCACAGCACCAAGGAAUUCACUAAAAGACAGGACGUUAGACCAACAAUGCACAGUGACCCGGCCCGGCGUGGCGGCCAUAGCGGGCGCGUUAGCCGUCGAACUACUUGUGGGCCUACUGCAACACCCACUCAGGGUAGACGCUCCGGCAGCUUACAAUAUCAACGACGAAACUCAAAACAUUCCACAAAUGCAAGGGGUCCUCGGUCCGGUCCCCCACUCCGUACGUGGCUUCCUCCACGCUUACCAGACCAUACUGCCAACGUGCCCGAAAUUCAAACAGUGCAUAGCGUGCUCGGACACGGUCAUAGACAAGUAUAGAGUGGAAGGCAUAGAGUUCUUGCUCAAAGCGUUCAAUAGCGGGAGCUAUUUGGAAGAUGUUACUGGCCUAUCGAAGUUGCAUUUGUCUGCAGAGAUGAUGGAGGUUUUAACGUUGUCCGACGACGAAGAUGAAGAUUGAAUAAGGUAUCGCUGCUUCUUGCCCUACGUAAAGAGGAAUCAAAUUAUUACUUCUAAAAAACUACUACUCUACUUCUCAAAAGCUAUCAUGUUUGUAUAGUAUAUUCAAAAAUAUUGGAUGUGCAAUGAAAAAAAAAAACAUUUUAAUGUGAUAUUUGUAACUUUUUAUUUUAUAAGUGUAAGCAUAUAAUGACAAAGUAAUUACUUAAUAAACUGUUGUGCUACGAA
Molecule: messenger RNA, 2359 nt
Organism: Amyelois transitella
Lineage: Eukaryota; Metazoa; Arthropoda; Insecta; Lepidoptera; Pyralidae
Gene: Atg7
Product: ubiquitin-like modifier-activating enzyme ATG7
Exons: 11
Coding region: 93-2132 (679 amino acids)
Biological process (GO): protein modification by small protein conjugation; piecemeal microautophagy of the nucleus; autophagy of mitochondrion
Cellular component (GO): phagophore assembly site; cytoplasm
Molecular function (GO): Atg12 activating enzyme activity; Atg8 activating enzyme activity
Source: RefSeq, a predicted model, not a curated record